This is a messenger RNA of Bombus impatiens (common eastern bumble bee), 665 nucleotides long. RefSeq lists its product as uncharacterized. The coding region runs from base 119 to 487 and encodes 122 amino acids. The transcript is spliced from 3 exons. Lineage: Eukaryota; Metazoa; Arthropoda; Insecta; Hymenoptera; Apidae. The record is from RefSeq and is a predicted model, not a curated record.
UUACUCCAGGUAUAUUGAACAUGCAUUGACAUAUAACUAUACCUCUAAUAUUCGAAAGCAAGAUGUUAGCACCGUACUUGCUUCUGUCUACAAUUCUGGAAAAUUUGGAGUGGAUGUGAUGUUAGACUACCUAGUUAAUAAUUAUGAAAAAAUAUAUAAUUUUUACGAGGACUGGGAUGGUGUAGAAGAAUUAAUUUCUAAACUGGCAUCUCAUAUUUCAGUGAAAGAUCAAAUUACAAAGCUGAACGAGUUAAGUAUCAAAGUAGGCAACAUCACAAACAUAGUAGUAAGCAUCAAAGCUGCGAAUACAUCUGCUUCGAGCAACCUACAAUGGUAUCGAAAUCAUUCCAGUGUGAUUAAUGAUUGGUUGAGCGAAAUAAUUCCUGUUAUGCGAGAUGCAAAUCCAGCUCCUACAGUUGUUGCGAAUAACUUAAGUAUAAUUUCUAUGACAGUAUUUUCGUUAAUCGCUUACAUAAUGAGUCAAUAGAUAUUACAUACAUACGUGUAUAUUAAUAAAGGUAUAUAUCAUACGUUCUUCGAAUGCACAUUAAUAUAUAUGUAUAUUAAACAAUUUGUAAACUAUGUUUUAAAUAUAUUGUGAAAUUUAAACAAUUAGUAUUAACGGUACUAUUUUAAAAUAAAGUUAUGUACAUUAUUUUAUAAAU